Dendronephthya gigantea is the source of this 2200-nucleotide messenger RNA. RefSeq lists its product as uncharacterized. The coding region runs from base 256 to 1389 and encodes 377 amino acids. The record is from RefSeq and is a predicted model, not a curated record. NCBI's taxonomy places the organism in Eukaryota, Metazoa, Cnidaria, Anthozoa, Malacalcyonacea, Nephtheidae. The transcript has 3 exons.
AAAAGCAUAUAACUAUAUUUUUAACUUACGCGUACAAUAACCGCAGUAACAGGUGGCCUUUAGAGAUGUUUACAAAUUUCCCCAUUCAAUACAUGCAAGCAGUCACGGCUGCAUAGUUACAUCGCAAGCAACCUUCGCUACACGUACUUUAUAUCUGUCCAUUGUUGAUUUAACUUGUUCGCAAUUUCAAGUAUUCAAAAGCAAAUCCUAACGUCGAGUUGAAAUAUCCAACAUCGAAACACGUACUCAAUUAAAAUGCAUAUUCAACACUGUUUUUUGAUCUACUUGUUGGAAAGUCUCCACCACUUUGCUGUGCAUUCCGCUUGCGAGCUUACACCACAAGUGAAGUUUCCUAACGGAAAACAAGAAAAUAGUCGCUUGGAAGGCCUGGUGCUAAGCACCAAGUCAGGAACAGCUUUGGAAUGUUUUGGAAAAUGUGUUCGAAAUUGUCAUUGUAAGUCAAUCAACGUCUGCGGGACGACGUGCGAAUUAAAUUCUGGUAAUCAACGCGACAAAACGCCGAGUAACGACCAAGGCUGUACCUAUUACGAGCUGUCAUUUGAGAGUCAAAACUCGGGUACAACAGGAGGAAGCUGCGCUCAAAAACAAAGCUGUUCGUGCGCAGGUAACCCAUGCAUGAACGGAGGAACUUGCGUUGAGCAAUGUCCAACUGCAUCAGGCAAACGGCAUCGUUGUAGUUGCCCAAAACAUCUUGGAAUUAGAGGUGAACGUUGUGAAGAUCUCCCAAAAAGCUGUAGAUCUAUAUAUGAUGCAAAUCCUGGAAGUCAAUCUGGAGUGUACACAUUGUACGAUGAUCUAAACCAAGCUUUUCGGUCUUUUUGCGACUUCACAUUGGUUGAUGGUAAAGUGUGGACCUUGGUCCAGUCAUUUUCAAGGGGGAAUCGGGUUUAUUACAAGAAAAAACAAUUAUUUAUUAAUAACCCAAGAUCGCAAGCAAAUCCUGCUUUUAACGAUUUUCGCCUUCCUAAGGCAACAUUUACUAGUAUCCAGAAGAACUCGACCCACUUUCGAAUAACAUGCAACUAUGAUCCGCAUACGUUCGCCGAUACGAUCGAUUAUGUCCGUCUAAAAACUAGCACGGUCGACUUUUUAACCUAUAAUAGCGACCAUGUUACUGAUAAGUGCAUUUUGGUGGAAUACUUGAACAUCCGUGGUGGAUCAUGUACUGACUGUACAGUGGCCAUAAUGCAGACCUCGGUAUACAACAUCUACACAAGCGUAUAUGUAAAUUCAAAUUACGGCUGCGACUGGCAAUACCCCAAUGGGCAUGCCACGUGUGAAAAUCUCGGGGGUUACGACUGUUAUAAUAAUAAUUACAGAUGCUCCUCGUCUUCAACAUCAACCUCUAAUACCUGGUAUGGAUCUUAGCGUGCUUCUUAGUAUAUUUUCAUUAUCGAAGGACGUUUGAAUUAUUAUUUCUCAUUUGUUUAAAGACACGAUAAUUUUAUUUCAAAUAUAAUAAAACUUUUCACUUGAAGCAAAUAAUAACAUGUUGCACCGUAUCACAAGGAGCUGGUAGAUCAAUUAUUGCACUGAAAAAUUCCACGAAAAGCGGCGUACAAUCCACUCCAAGUCAAAGCCUGAUGUAUUAAUUGCCUGCAUGGUAUAAAUAUUGCUAUGUUACACACCCUUUGUUGUAUAUAUAUUUUAUUCAUGUAUCUUUCAAAAAAUUCCAAUACUUAUUGAUAGCACUUACCAUAUUUAAUCUUAUAUACAUGCAUGACUAAGAAAAAAAGGAGAUAUUUGCCGUAGCAAAUAAUAAGUUCAUUGCUUGCGUGUAUUAUUCUUAGUUUAUUUGUAGUUUGUAAAUAACGUUAUAGCUAUAUAUGGUAGCGCACGCGUAGAGCAAUGGAGGGAAACUCUUUUUUAACUGGCCUAUCUAUAGAUUUGAGUACAGGGAAACUUUGUUACGUUUUGAUAAACGUGCUUUCCUGAUUUAUUCCUAGCGGAAUGAGAAAGUUCAAGGCUAUUUGCACUUUGUUACAGUUAAGUAAUAUCCCCCUCACGUGCAUGGAGCAUGUUUCACGUGCACAGUCAGCAUACCUAUAUAAAGAGAUCCGAAAGGUUCAAGGUCAUUCUAUAUUUGAUUUCGUCGAAGCAAUUUCGGAAGUUUUCACCCGACCCUCCUUCCCUUUCUCUAGGUUGUGAGCUACGAUAAUUUCUAUGUAAUUAUGAUGGU